GUAGCAGAAAAAAUAAGUAUCACUGGCAAUAUAAGAAGCACUUACCCUAUUUUGGUUGUUGUUUUUGAGCAGCGUUGUGAUAAUUUUUAAAUUAGGCUUUUUGUGAAUUUACUUCACAAUUAUGGCAACUGCCAAAUGUUGCAUUAAAAAGUGCCGAAACAUUGAAGGUGAAUCCGGAUUAAAAUUUUAUUCAAUUCCUCAUAUUCGCAAGACCAACUACGUUCAAUUAUCGGUAGCACGGAACAAGCUAUGGAAAAAUGUUUGCGAAUUCAUAAACCUCAACCUACCAAAUCGUGUCUGCAAUAAACAUUUUUACUGUGAGGAACCAGCCGAUCUGCUUGAUAAGGAUCAUCCAGAUUGGGUGCCCUGGUUGAAUCUUGAUCCGGAUAAUCCGGACGACGACGACUUCGUUCAGAAAAAAAUGCGUGCUUAUUUCAACAUGGAAAAACCGCAAUCAGCUUCAGUUUGCUGUAUCCGGAAGUGUCCAAACGCUAAAAGCAACGCUGAGCAAGGAACAUUUUUUGAAUUUCCCACAUUGCAGCUAGAGGCUUAUUUAGAAAGAGUGUUAUCAGAGAAACGGCUACUCAUCUGGCUGCAAAUUAUCAACCAACCAGACAUGUUCGAAAAUCGAAAAUAUGAGGCGUUGAAGAUAUGCAACCUUCAUUUCGUGUCUGGUAUCAUGGCCGAUCUCAUUGAUGUCCAGAACAUCGAUUGGAUUCCAACGGUUGGUUUGAGGCAAGAAUUAAAAAUCAGAAAUCAUGUUGUUACUUAUGAAUUGCAAAAUUUGAUAACUUUGAUUGAGGAUACGAAACGUGAAUUAAAAUACAGCAAAUCUAUGUCACAAUCAUCCACAAGCAAGUUACCUCAAACAACCCCUACGAAACUUCCUUUAGCAGUAGAAUUCGAAAAAUUUGAUGCUGGCGUUAAAUGCAUAUUAUGUUUGUCAAUCGUAGCGCUAAAAUCUCUCAACAAAAAAACACGAGAGGCACUCGAUGUAUUUUUCAAAGAUAAAUUGCGAGUUACGAGUGAACUGAUUUGCUUCAGAUGUGAUAAGAUGCUCGUCGAUUUCCAUGCUUUUUACUUAUCCAUGGUGAAUUUACAAGCCAGAGCAAUUCCAGAGUACACGUUACCUGUUAAAUUGACCUCAACGAUUGAUUCUUCAGUGCACAAACACCCCGCUAUCGAGUCCGCAAUCGGGGUUCCAAUGGUUCCUCGAUUGGUUCAAGAAAGCUCCACUCCAGAAAAGAAACGACGAAAACUUUUUGAACCCUUUACGGCAAACGAAUUCAAAUGUAAGCUCUGUUCUUCUAGUUUAAUCGGCAAAAAAGGAUUGAACGAUCAUCUCUUUUUUGCCCAUAAAGUCAAAAUUAUCUGCAAAAGAUGUAAAAAUAGAUUUUCACCUGAUGGCUACGCGGCACACAAGGACAAAUGUAUGCAAUCAUUACAAGGAUUAAAACAUAGACUAAUCAAACCGAAGCCAAUCGUCAAUUCAACGAUAUCUCCUGCAGCUUCGAUCGUUUCAAAGAUCCCUCUCGUACCUCCUAAGAUAAAUAAAAUUUCAACAGUUGUGGAUCUUACAAGAGAUUCAACCUCGUCGAAAGCUUGCAUCCUAUCGAAGCCCAUAGAAGUAUUGAACAGAAAAACUACCACGGUGGUAAAUUCAACUGAUAAAAUGGAUGAAAAAUACUCUUGCUACAUUUGCUUGGAAUAUUUUUUGCCGAGCGAAAUGAUGGAACAUGUCAAAACACAUAAGCCGAGGACUGAAAAUUCCAACGAAUCGUUAGACAAUUUGAAGACUAUGGUUCCACCAGAAAUACUCGACGGUAAUCAUACCGCAUGCAAAAUCUGUCAAUUAGCGAUUCACAAAGACGAAAUGGAGAAACAUCUUAAGGAGCACGAAAAAACUAGCAAAGAAUUGGCUGCGAGGCGUGCCCAAGAAGAAAUCAACUACACUUGUGAAGCCUGUAAAUCUGUGUUCAAAUCUAUGUACAGUCUUGAGAAGCAUCACCAAAAACAUCAUGAGUCAAUCAAGGUGACCCGAACAGACAAAAUAGAGUGUCCAGAAUGCAAAAGUGUAGUCGCUUCAGCAAGUUUCAGACAGCAUUGGCUAAUUAAACACGAUACUGAAAUGAUUCCUUGCGAGAAAUGUGGUAAAGUCAUGACCAGAGCAUCCCUCAAAAGACAUAGUGCCCACACGUGCGGUGACGCUCCAAUAGUUUGUUGCUCAAUAUGCGGAAAUAGUAUGAAAGAUUACUUGCUGAAGGGUCAUAUGGCAAAACGACAUUCGGAAACCACACGGGUCCAAUGUCGCUUCUGUUCAAAGGCAUAUGACAGUAAGCAUGCUGCAGGCAAACACGAACGAUGGUCGCAUCGAGAAGAGUGGGAAAAAGCAAGACUGGAAGGUGUUCGCAUCCUGGAUGGCAGCAAACUCAUUGUCGAUAUGGUGGACACAAAAGCCGGUGGCACAGCUUGGAAAGCGAAAGAAGGUGAACAUAUAAGCUGUCCAAUUUGUGUCAAUGUUUACGGUAUGAAAACCUAUAUAACUUACCAUAUGCGAACGGCACAUCCCGAUGAGUUUAUCGCAAUGACAUUGAGUGGAGUAGAUGUAGAAUCAGCGACUAAUCUUAUACCCGAGGAAAACGCCAGUGAUUCGGGGGAAGAGAUAUAGGUAGACUUUAAACUACAAACAAAAGGAUGCAACAAAUUAUUUAAGGUAAUUCAAUUGGUUUUAUUUGAGUUUAUCACAUUUUCUUGACGGCAUUUUUUUAAAUUAAAUUACAAAGUUUCCUCAAUCAAGUAGGGUCAAGUGGGGUCA
Molecule: messenger RNA, 2815 nt
Organism: Uranotaenia lowii
Lineage: Eukaryota; Metazoa; Arthropoda; Insecta; Diptera; Culicidae
Exons: 10
Coding region: 122-2668 (848 amino acids)
Biological process (GO): regulation of transcription by RNA polymerase II
Cellular component (GO): nucleus
Molecular function (GO): DNA-binding transcription factor activity, RNA polymerase II-specific; RNA polymerase II transcription regulatory region sequence-specific DNA binding
Source: RefSeq, a predicted model, not a curated record